AUGCAGCUACCUCGAUUAUUGAGCUGGCGAUCUCUUACAGUUGCCACUUUCUGCAGUUUCAUGGGGUCUGGAGUUGCCCCCGACACAGUCGAAUGCAGAACCCACGAGAGCCGAGUGCUACCGAAACUUGGGCCGCUCACAUUUCCCCUCACGGCAACGCCAAGGUAUGAAGGGACUCAAAAAGCUGCGCAGCCCAGUGAAUUUCACUUCGAGUCACGUGAAGAGUUCCUUCAUUUGUUCUUGGAUACUCUCAAUCGGGAGUUCAACGCCGAGGAUGGAGGCCUUCCCGCGCUGUUUAUGGGUGUGGCGCUCGAGCCGGCACUGAAACGUUCGGCAUCAGUUGCUUCUUUGAAGAAACAGAUGCGUGCCUUCGCAGACCUGAUGGGCUCGGAUGGCCUCGGCCCUGAAGAUCAACGGCUGCGAACGAUACUAGAAGUCUUCUCGUCAUACCCUGUGACAGAACGAGGGUGA
Molecule: messenger RNA, 471 nt
Organism: Besnoitia besnoiti
Lineage: Eukaryota; Apicomplexa; Conoidasida; Eucoccidiorida; Sarcocystidae
Exons: 2
Coding region: 1-471 (156 amino acids)
Source: RefSeq, a predicted model, not a curated record